AUGCCUACUGCAGGCAGCGCGCCUAUACCUACUGCAGGCAGCGUGCCUAUGCUUACUGCAGGCAGCGCGCCCAUACCUACUGCAGGCGACGUGCCUAUGCCUGCUGCAGGCGGCGUGCCUAUGCCUACUGCAGGCGGCGUGCCUAUGCCUACUGCAGGCAGCGCGUCUAUGCCUACUGCAGGCAGCGUGCCUAUGCUUACUGCAGGCGACACGCCUAUGCCUACUGCAGGCAGCGUGCCUAUGCCUACUGCAGGCAGCGUGCCUAUGCCUACUGCAGGCAGUGUGCCUAUGCCUACUGCAGGCAGCGUGCCUAUGCCUACUGCAGGCAGUGUGCCUAUGCCUACUGCAGGCAGCGUGCCUAUGCCUACUGCAGGCAGCGCGCCUAUGCCUACUGCAGGCGACGCGCCUAUGCCUACUGCAGGCGACGCGCCUAUGCCUACUGCAGGCGACGCGCCUAUGCCUAAUGCAGGCGACGCGCCUAUGCCUGCGUCGAAUGUUUCAGAGGCUGUCAGAUUCAGGAAGAAUUUCAGGAUGUGCAAUUUAGAACAGUAA
Messenger RNA from Hyalella azteca, 552 nucleotides. Its product is annotated as skin secretory protein xP2-like. The record is from RefSeq and is a predicted model, not a curated record. Bases 1 to 552 code for a protein of 183 amino acids. NCBI's taxonomy places the organism in Eukaryota, Metazoa, Arthropoda, Malacostraca, Amphipoda, Hyalellidae. The transcript has a single exon.